AUUCCCGGCUCCAGAGCCCCUUGUCGCGGCGGCGCAGCCUUUCCCACCGCGAAUCCCCGGUGCUCAUGGGGCAGGCGGAGACAAGCUUGCAGCACUGAGCCGAACCGGACCAGUCCGUGAUGUCCAGCACCAAAUUGGAGGAUUCCCUCCCUCGUCGCAACUGGUCAUCUGCUUCGGAGCUGAAUGAAACUCAAGAGCCGUUUUUAAACCCCACAGACUAUGACGACGAGGAAUUCCUGCGGUACCUGUGGAGGGAAUACCUACACCCGAAAGAAUAUGAGUGGGUCCUGAUCGCAGGGUAUAUCAUCGUGUUCGUCGUGGCUCUCAUCGGGAACGUCCUGGUCUGCGUGGCAGUGUGGAAGAACCACCACAUGAGGACAGUCACCAACUACUUCAUAGUCAACCUCUCCCUGGCUGAUGUGCUUGUGACCAUCACCUGCCUUCCAGCCACCCUUGUUGUUGACAUCACCGAGACUUGGUUCUUUGGACAGUCCCUCUGUAAGGUCAUCCCUUAUUUACAGACUGUGUCAGUGUCUGUGUCUGUUCUUACAUUGAGCUGCAUUGCCUUGGACCGAUGGUACGCCAUUUGUCACCCUUUGAUGUUCAAGAGCACAGCCAAACGGGCUCGAAACAGCAUCGUUGUCAUCUGGAUCGUCUCCUGCAUCAUAAUGAUUCCUCAAGCCAUUGUCAUGGAGCGCAGCAGCAUGCUCCCUGGCCUAGCCAAUAAGACCACCCUCUUUACAGUCUGCGAUGAACGCUGGGGAGGUGAAGUUUACCCAAAGAUGUACCACAUCUGCUUCUUUCUGGUGACGUACAUGGCACCCCUGUGUCUUAUGGUAUUGGCUUAUCUCCAAAUAUUCCGUAAACUCUGGUGCAGACAGAUUCCCGGAACUUCUUCUGUGGUUCAGAGAAAAUGGAAGCAGCCGCAGCCGGUUUCUCAGCCCCGGGGGUCCGGACAGCAGAGCAAGGCCCGGAUUAGCGCUGUCGCUGCUGAGAUAAAGCAGAUCCGAGCACGAAGGAAAACAGCCCGGAUGCUCAUGGUUGUACUUCUGGUCUUUGCAAUUUGCUAUCUACCAAUCAGCAUCCUCAAUGUGCUAAAGAGAGUGUUCGGGAUGUUCACACACACCGAAGACAGAGAGACUGUCUACGCCUGGUUCACUUUUUCUCAUUGGCUUGUGUAUGCCAAUAGUGCUGCAAACCCAAUUAUUUAUAAUUUUCUCAGUGGAAAAUUUCGAGAGGAAUUUAAAGCUGCCUUUUCUUGCUGUCUUGGGGUUCAUCGUCGUCAAGGAGAUCGCCUCGCCAGGGGACGCACAAGUACAGAGAGCAGGAAGUCCCUGACUACUCAGAUCAGCAACUUUGAUAAUGUAUCAAAACUCUCAGAGCACGUGGCGCUCACCAGCAUAAGCACACUCCCAGCAGCCAACGGGGCAGGACCGCUUCAAAACUGGUAGAAUAUUUAUUGCUAUGAUGAGGAUACCCGACUCAAACUAUUCUUUUAUACGAACUCUGUGAACGGAAGUUUUAGUAUCCAAUCGAUCUAAACCUAAAAUUACUUGUCAAUCCUUUUUUUUUUUUUUAAUAGACCACUCUUCGGAAAUAAAAAGCAAAUUUGAAAUAUUUCCUGAACCAUUUACUGGAAGGAAUAUGUUAUAAGUUUAAAUUCACCUGAAUUUAUUUCAAGCUACUUUUUCUUAACUAUGUGAACUAAAGUUUGUGGCAAUUAAGAGUUUGAACAUUUCUAUUUUUUCCUAUAACCCCCUGUUAUGUUAAUUUAACAAUUCAAAUUGAUUACUUAAAAAAAACACCCAAAAUUAAUCGUUUUCUUUUGGCAUAUAAAGGAAGUAACAAUUACUAACUCUUAGUUAACAACAAGCAUAACUAAUUGACUUAGUUUUAAAAAAAAUCACAAAAACUAUCAUUAUAAUGUGCUACCUGGGAGAAUACUGAUUAAUAGAAAAGCAUAUAAUUUGUAUAUAUUCAAAGUAUACCUUUCCAAAUCACAUAAAAUAAUUACGAUUCAGCUUAAUUUGCCACUGAUUUUAUUUUCCAUUUACUAAAUGUUCUCAGGUUUAUGACCUUAUAAUAUCUAAUAGUGUGUGUGUGUGUGUGUGUGUGUGUGUGUGUGUGUGUGUGUGUGUGUGUGUAAUACGGAAUCAAAAUGACUGUAUUAAAGUAAAAAAUUUGCAGCAACUACUAAUACACAAUCAUUUUCAUCUCUAGGGAAGGAUUUAAGAUUUAAAUUAAGAGAUAAAAAUCAGAUUAUUCUUCUAAUUAGAGACAAUGAGUUAGUCAGCCUUGCUGGAUUAAGAAUGUGACAGUGUGCCAGGAAGUGACGCAAAGAGGCUUCAGGCGGGGUUCAAGAAGGGCUUUAGUCUAGGUCUGGAACAGGGCUUAAAGGGCUGAGCAUUUCCCUAGCAGCUUACACUGGGCUGGGAUUCAGUUCUCAUCAAUGAAAACAAACAAGAUCAAACAAAUGAACCAAGGCUUAUUGUAGUCUAGUGAGAGAGGAAGGCUGAAAAUUCCCAGGCAUGGCAAAGAAGUCACACAACCAAAGACAGUGGUCCCCACCACAAAACUGGCAGGACUGUUACGACGCACCCCACUCCCAUUUAAUUAGACUACACUCUCUGUGUUACUAAUUUUAGCAUGCCUGAGGCUGAGAGACAGGAAACUAGGAAAGUGGAAGGCUCACUACUAACUCAUACACAAAUGGAAACUCUAGAGUGUAUUUUGUAUAAGCUUAAAUCAUAGGAUUGAAAUUAUUAUUUCAAAUUCAUUCUCUGUAAAAAAUUCUUCUUAUGUAAGUAUCUACUUCUACAUUAAGAAUUUGAAAGUGUGCAAAUCCAGUUGUCCAUAGUAGAGUAGUAAUAGUAUGUAGGCACACUGAUUAUAAAGAAACAGAAUAUUUUUAAUAUUUGAGAGAGAUUUUAUUUAAAAAUACUUAUAUUGUUAUUUUGCCUUUUCCCUAACUCUUUAUUCUCAGAGAAAAAUAACACAACCAAACUAUCCAUACCUUCUUUUCAAGAGUUUAGGAUUUUGUUACCAUGUGCCUUUUGGUAUUCUAAGCCAGGACUACUCUCUUAUAUGAGGUUUAUCAAAAUUAUAUGGCCGAAUAUCAUGAUGUUCCAUAUCUAUGAACACAAUCACUUUCAACGUCUCCUUUCUCCCUUUUGAGAACUUUGUCUACCAUGUCCUUCAUGCCAGAAGAGCUGUAAUUUUCUGAUCGUGAUGAUAGCACUUUAAGAUUUGGAGUUAUCUUCAAAUCUUCUUGGUAAUAAGCCUUAAUAGCCUUGCAGCUCAGUAAGCAUGAUAUAAUGAUUUUUCCCCAAUAGAAUAGAGUUCAUUAACUCUAAGCUGUGAGAUAGUAUUAGAUCCCAAGAUCAUAGUUCAUGUUGUAUAAACAAGAGGAGAGGCCUUAAGAGGGAAAGGGUGGACAGAGAGAGAGAGAGAGAUGUGAAAGGAGAGGAGAGGGUUGGGGAAAAGGAGAGGAGAGAAGAGAAAGCAAGAGCGACAGAGAGUGAGAGAGCGAGAGCAAGAGCGAGAGAACGAGAGAGAGAGAGAGAAGAGGUGGUAUUGAUAUGGUCUAUUAGAAGUCAGAAUUUCCGUGUUCUAAAUUAGUGAUUCUCAGUGCAGUGUGGUCUCUGCAACCAGCAACAUCUGCGAUUUGCAAAUAUUAAUAUUAAACAUGUACCCCAAACUUACUGAACCUGAAUCCUUUGGGUACCCAGGAAUGUAGGCACUUACAAAUCCUAUGGGUGAUUACAAAGCACUUUAGCAUUGAGAACCACUACUCUAAAUGGUGUCUCCUGGCCUCAAGUUAUUAGCCCAUGUGAAAUAAAGUUUUUUACUGCACAGGUAUCUACAACAGGGAGUGCCAUCUUCACUCCUGUCCACCUGGCUGGAGGUCUGAGGGAAGAGACCCGAGCAUCCUUAUGGAAUCUCACCCAUGUCUUCUCAAAGAGAUAAUGGUUUACAAAAAAAUUGCCACUGUGUUCUUAGUGUGAUGUUAAAGAAGAUGGACUUUAAGGCACUUAUGCGCUUUAUGCGUAACCCGGAUGACUUGAGGUUUUAUUUACUGAAGUUUCUGUUUCGUGGAAGCCAUUCAUGUUCAAGAAUAAUUAUUGCCUGGAAGAAAACUGAUAAGUAAAACACAUACAUAAAUGAUGAACUGGGGAUAGAACCAUGAACCCUGUGUGUACUUCUCAGCAUUAGGGCCCAUGAAUCUGGAGAGAUUUGGAUUAAUGUGGUGACCUUCAUAGUACAAAUGAUUAGAAAAUAAAACAGGAGGCCCCAAAUCAUAUCAAUGUUGUUGGGGUGCUUAACUACUUCAUUAUGUACUAAUGACACAAAUUAGAAGACGUCAUAGGAAGGUUUUGCUUUGGAACUGAGCUAUACUGAACAUUGGACAUUGACCGACCUUUAUUUCCUUUGUAUUUCAAGCCUUCAAUGUGAGAUGUCAACGUCAUUAGUUUUGUCACUAAUAAGAUGGUGUAAUAAUUUUACCAAAUAUAUUUGAGAUGAAUGAUUUAUGGAUUUUUAUAAUGUCAUGAAAACCGUAAUAUUUUGAGUUCAUUCCUUUGGGGUUAAAUAUUAACCCAAGUUUAUGAGAGGGGGAAAAAACAUGAUUUCUAAAUUUUCCACAAUGUGGAAUAAUAAAGCUGUUAUAAACUAUUGAUAAGUUCAGUGUAAAAAUGUUAGGCACAGUACUACCCCGGUUCACCCCAGUGUACAUUAAUUCAGGAAGAAUAAUUAACUAUGUUUAUAAGUGACAAUCUAAAUGUGUCUAGAGUUGUUACUAAUCAUAAUUGAAAUGAGGGCUAUUAGCACUUUGAUACAUUGUAACAAUAUCAGGCUUGCAUUAGCUGUGAAUUGUAACAGGAAUUAACUGCAUUUCAAGAAACAUGGCUAGUCCUUACAAUUGGAAACCUUUCAGUGGGACUUAACUUUCAACAGCUCUCACUCUUCUACAUCCUGUCAUAGGCAAAAGCGUAAAUUCCAUUAGAUUAUUUUCAAAUAGUUUCCACAUUGCUUGAGGCAAACUAAUGGGAAUUUUAGGAUCAUUAUAUAAGUAGGAGAGUAUUCAUUUAACAUCCUCUCCAUCAUUUUAUGCACAGAAGAAAACAACAUAAACCUGAAAAUCACUGUUAGUUCUCGAAGUUCAAAGGGAAUGCUUUUCUACGCUCUUCUGCUAUUGAAAAGGGGGACAGAAGACUCCCCCAACUUGCCACGUAUUUCUAUUCUUUUAAAUUUUCUUUAUAGACUUUGGAGUUAGAAAAAUCUGGGUUUUUCAUGAAAUAUGUUUUUAUUAUUGUAUCCAUGUAUGUAUGUAUCAGCAUGCCAGUUGUUCAAUAGUUAUUUACUUAAAAUAAUUAUAUCUUUAUGCUUGAUUGUACUGUGUCUUCAUGAAGAUCUUUUUCAUAUAAAAAUGUGAUUAUAUGUCUCCCAAUGUGAAGGUUAAAUUAUGUAAUUUUUAGGUAAAAUAAUCGCAUCCAUGUUGUCUUGUUGUACCAUGUGAAAAAUUAUGUUGUCGUUCAAUACAUAAAUUGGAUAUUUGCUCAU
Messenger RNA from Rattus norvegicus (Norway rat), 5559 nucleotides. It is a transcript of the gene Hcrtr2, whose product is annotated as hypocretin receptor 2. Gene Ontology annotation, biological process: regulation of circadian sleep/wake cycle, wakefulness; feeding behavior; circadian sleep/wake cycle process. Bases 120 to 1451 code for a protein of 443 amino acids. The transcript is spliced from 7 exons. Lineage: Eukaryota; Metazoa; Chordata; Mammalia; Rodentia; Muridae. Gene Ontology annotation, molecular function: orexin receptor activity; G protein-coupled receptor activity. The record is from RefSeq and is marked validated. Gene Ontology annotation, cellular component: plasma membrane; membrane.